This is a messenger RNA of Drosophila navojoa, 2654 nucleotides long. Its product is annotated as facilitated trehalose transporter Tret1. Gene Ontology annotation, molecular function: transmembrane transporter activity. Gene Ontology annotation, cellular component: membrane. Gene Ontology annotation, biological process: transmembrane transport. NCBI's taxonomy places the organism in Eukaryota, Metazoa, Arthropoda, Insecta, Diptera, Drosophilidae. The record is from RefSeq and is a predicted model, not a curated record.
GAAAGUCAACAACAAAUCGCUGUGACGCAUCGCAUUGGCUUGAAUUUUUGGCAAUUAGCCGUUUGCAAUUAUAAAAUAAUCCAAGAUUCUCAACAGACGACGUGUUGGCUAGUGUUGCGAUAACUUCAAUUGCGUUACGUUACGUUAAGUUUGAUGCGUUAAUUGAACGAUUCGUUAAGUUGGCUCUGCCGAAUUUUUGGCGCCAUUUCGUAUGUAAUUCAAUUGAAUAUGAAUAGCAGUUGGUGUGUGAUGCCAAACAAAAUAACGGAUGAGCACAAACACAACUAAAAUCAAAACAAAAACGCAAAGAAAAAACAACGCAUACCACAUCAAGUAUACGUCACGAUGUCCAAUGGCAAAGCAGCUGCAACAGCUGAUAAAAAUGGCGCACUGAACGAUCGUCCUUUAUUCAUGCACAAUGGCAACAACAACAAUCGUCGCAUUUCCGGCAUUAACGAUGUGGAAGUCAGCAACUUUCGCCGGGCUCUGCCACAGUUUCUAGCUGUUAGUAUUAAGAACCUAUUGCUAUUCGGGUAUGGCAUGACUCUUGGCUUUCCCACAAUUGUUAUACCAGCCAUUCAGGGGGGCGAGGGACGCAGAGAGGGUUCCGACAGCGGGAUAGUGCUCAACAAAGAGGAAAUAUCAUGGUUCAGUUCGAUUAAUUUGAUUUGUGUGCCGUUGGGUUGCCUCUUCUCUGGCCUAUUGACCCAGCCCCUGGGCAAGCGGCGCGCCAUGCAGUUUGUCAACCUGCCCAUACUGGCUGCCUGGCUUAUGUUUCACUUCGCCACGCGCACGGAGCAUCUGUAUGCGGCUUUAUGCUUGGCUGGUCUCGGCGGCGGCCUGAUGGAAGCGCCCGUGCUGACAUAUGUGGCCGAGAUAACGGAGCCGAGGUAUCGGGGCAUUCUGUCGGCGCUGGGCACCACCUGUGUCAUCACUGGCGUCUUUGUCCAGUUCAUACUGGGCUCGCUCAUGGACUGGCGCAGCGUGGCGGCGGUGAGUGCCGCGUUCCCGGUCAUUACGAUAGUCAUGCUGUGCUUUGUGCCCGAGAGUCCCAUUUGGCUGAUACGGGAGCAGCGAUACCGGGAGGCCGUCAAGUCGCUGCAGUGGCUGCGCGGCUGGGUGCCGGAGCAUCAAGUGGAGACGGAGUUCAAUCAUCUCUACGAUGAGCUGGUUACCCAGAAGGCCAUCGAGGAGGCCACCGAGGGCAGUGGGGCGUUGCCCGGCCAGCGACGCACGCUGAAGCAUCGGCUGCGGAUGUGGCGUAAGCGCACCUUCCUGGUGCCCUUCCUGCUCGUCUCGUUCACCUUCUUUACGGGCCACUUUUCCGGCAAGACGCCGCUGCAGACGUAUGCCGUGCAGAUCUUCCACACCCUGAAGGCGCCCAUGAACAAAUACCAUGCUACGAUCCUGCUGGGCGUGGCCGAGAUGCUGUCCACCAUACUGGGCGUCGCUCUGAUCCACUUCACGGGCAAGCGGCCGCUGGUGCUGAUCUCGACAGUGGGCACGGGCUUGUGCUUCCUCGGCACCGCGACCUAUGCGCACUUCCUGAACGAUGUGCCCGGCUUUGCGGUCAACAAUGUGGUGGUGAACGCCUCGGCGAUUGUGCCUAAGGGCAGCAUCAUAUCGCAGGCGAACAUAUCGAAGAUAUUUGAGAAUCAAUACCAGGAUGAGCUGGAGCAUCAGCACCAGCUGCAGCAGGAGCGAGAGCACAAACAGGAGCAGCAACUGACCACGAUGCUGCCGGAACUGGAUACGACCACGAUAGAACAAUCUGACACGACUAUGGAGCCAUGGAAUCGUAGCAAACGCGAAUUGGACACGACACUAAGCCCACAUAACGUGGACGAACUGGAAGUGACUACGCUGCUGCCCGAGCCAACGGCUGCUGCUCCUGCAGUCGUCACCAGCGAAGUUCCGCCAUCGAAGCCCCCGAUUUCGGAAGAUCUGCUGCUGACUGUGCCCAAGCAGGAGCGCAACUAUUUGGUGUGGGUGCCGCUCAUACUGCUGCUAUUGUCCGCCUUCUUCUCCCAUCUGGGCAUUCGCAUGAUACCCUGGAUACUCAUUGGCGAAGUCUUCCCCGCCGACAUACGCAACAUGGCGUCCGGCUUUGCCGGCGGCGUUGGCUAUGUCUUUGGCUUUCUGGCCAACAAGCUGUUCCUGCUGAUGCUCAGCGCGCUGACGUUGCCGGGCACGUUUGGGUUCUAUGCCUGCGUCGGCUUCAUUGGCGCAGUCGUGCUCUACUACACGCUGCCUGAGACGGAGGGCCGCACACUGGCGGAAAUCGAGGCGCAUUUCUCCAAGAAAUCGGAUACGAAUCUGCUGCGCAAACAGCCGCCACAGCACGCAGCCGAAAAGCAGCAGAGUCCGCCUGUGAACGGAGCGAAUGCCAUCCAGCUGGACAACCUGCAGGAUCUGCACAUGCCGAUCAGCCCGCUGCAGCAGGCCAAGAUUAUACAGUUGCAGCAGAGCGACUUCGUGCCCCAAGCGCAGCCGGAGCGGACGACAGACCGAGGCGUUGCCCUGAACGGCGUCAGCAACCCCGCCUUCGAGGAGACCAGCAAUACGACACAUCUCUGAGGUCAUUCUUACCUUCCUUUCCAGUGAUAUCCCUAAGCAUUAAAGUAAUACCAUAAUAAGUACUAAAUCCCGGCUAA